AUUUAUUAGGAACUACAUCCUCUUGUUGAAGGAGGGAAGGACUUCCCUGUCUGGGUGUUUUGUCCAGUAGAUAACUCACUUGAGUCCCUAGCACUAAAACUAAUGCAGUACUACAGCAAAUCCAAAUACUUCAUAUUCACUGGAACAGGCAAACCAGUCAACCAUCAUCCAAGAGUACAAGAGACCGAUAUUUGCAUUUCACGACCUAAAGAGUCCUCCCCACUGGGUUUUAUUGAAGAACUCUGUCAUAUGAAUGCUUUGUGGGGCCUUGAUGUCCAGUCCAGUAAACCGUGGGGUUGUUCUAAAGUAGUUUUUGGUAGCGUUGGUAGUUCUGUUGCUGCUGGGUCUGAUGUGAUUAGUAGUCCAUCAGUUACUUUCACUAAUGCUGGAGAGGCUCUGGUUAGAAGUGGUAAACCAAUCCCCUAUGCUUCUAUACUAUCUGUUAAUAGUGUUGAUGGAUCAUAUUGUUCACAAUGUGGGCAGCUCAACAUGCAGCAUUGUGUAAAGUACUCACUACAUGUCAUCAAGUAUCUCUGUAACAAGAGUGUACUCUUUAAAUCAAUGGACCACUGACAUACAGAUAGACACUGUAUGCAUACACUGACUGUAACAAAAUGUACUAAUUCCUCAAGUUCAGCUGUUCUGUUUAACAUUAAUUUUGUGUAUUAUGAGAUU
Messenger RNA from Amphimedon queenslandica, 675 nucleotides. RefSeq lists its product as uncharacterized. The transcript has 2 exons. The record is from RefSeq and is a predicted model, not a curated record. The coding region runs from base 103 to 573 and encodes 156 amino acids. NCBI's taxonomy places the organism in Eukaryota, Metazoa, Porifera, Demospongiae, Haplosclerida, Niphatidae.